Molecule: messenger RNA, 3806 nt
Organism: Jaculus jaculus (lesser Egyptian jerboa)
Lineage: Eukaryota; Metazoa; Chordata; Mammalia; Rodentia; Dipodidae
Gene: Dact1
Product: dishevelled binding antagonist of beta catenin 1
Exons: 4
Coding region: 75-2612 (845 amino acids)
Biological process (GO): negative regulation of JNK cascade; negative regulation of canonical Wnt signaling pathway; regulation of Wnt signaling pathway, planar cell polarity pathway
Cellular component (GO): cytoplasm
Source: RefSeq, a predicted model, not a curated record
AUGAGCCCGCGCUAGCGCCCUCGCUCGUGCGCCCGGGGGAAUCGAUCGCUGCCGGCUCGUGCGCAGGACGGACCAUGAAGCCGGGUCCGGCCGGCACGGUGGUGAGGGAGCCGGAGCCGCCGGCACCGACCCGGGGCGAGCCGCGUGCAGCCGAGCCCGAGGGGCGCUGGCGGGAGAAGGGCGAGACGGACUCGGAGCGGCAGCGCACCCGGGAGCGGCAGGAGGCCACGCUGGCGGGGCUGGCCGAGCUGGAGUACCUGCGCCAGCGCCAGGAGCUGCUGGUCCGUGGAGCGCUGCGCUGCGCCGGGGGCUCGGCGCCCGGAGCCCCGCGCGCCGGGGAGCUGCCCGGGGAGGCGGCGCAGCGCAGCCGCCUGGAGGAGAAGUUCUUGGAGGAGAACAUCUUGCUGCUGCGGAAGCAAUUGAACUGUCUGAGGAGAAGAGAUGCUGGUUUGUUGAAUCAGUUGCAGGAACUUGACAAGCAGAUAAGUGACCUGAGACUGGAUGUAGACAAGACAUCUGAAGAGCAUCUGGAGACAGACAGCCGGCCCAGCUCAGGGUUUUAUGAACUCAGUGAUGGGGCUUCAGGAUCCCUUUCAAAUUCUUCUAACUCAGUGUUCAGUGAGUGUUUGUCCAGUUGUCACUCCAGCACCUGCUUUUGCAGCCCCUUGGAAGCAACCUUGUCUAUAUCAGAUGGUUGUCUCAAGUCAGCAGAUCUCAUAGGAUGGUUGGAAUGUAAAGGCAGCCACUGUGAAGACCAGGCCUCGGGGGCAAUUUGCAGUUCCCACUCCACACCACAAUUUAAUUCCCUUGAUGUCAUUACAGAUGUGAAUCCCAAGUACCAGUGUGAUCUGGUGUCUAAAAACGGGAAUGAUGUAUAUCGCUAUCCCAGUCCACUUCACGCCGUGGCUGUGCAGAGCCCCAUGUUUCUCCUUUGUUUGACGGGCAGCCCUCUGAGGGAAGAGGAGAGGCUUGGGAAUCAUGCCAAUGAUAUUUGUGUCAGAACUGAACUGGAUGCCACCAAAGCAGACAGUUCCUUACCAUCUCCAAGCAGUCUGUGGUCGGCAUCCCAUCCUUCAUCCAGCAAGAAAAUGGACGGCUACAUUCUGAGUCUGGUCCAGAAAAAAACACACCCCGUAAGGACCAAUAAACCCAGAACCAGCGUGAACGCUGAUCCCACGAAAGGGCUUCUGCGGAAUGGCAGUGUGUGUGUCAGGGCCUCGGGUGGCAUCCCACAGGGCAAUGGGGUGAGCCUCAAGAACCCCAAACAGGCGUGUCUGCCCUCUGCGGGAAUGCCAUCUUUGGACCACGGGGCACUCUCUCCGCCGAAGCAGCGGCCCAAAGACCUAAAGACAGAACAACCGGAGAGCAAGAGGUUGGUUGUGGGCUGCCCAGCGGGUGUUGCCAUGGACGCCCAAAGCAAGCAUGUGCCCAGAACCGCCAAGGCGGCCUCUCAGGAACAAGCGCGGGAUCCCGCCGUGGGGCCCGGGGAGUCCCUUAAGGAAAGUAACCAGGUCUCCGCCACUUCUGCGAAGGAGAGCCCCGGCAGAGGCUCCGUCGCCCCGCAAGAGAGCAAAGCCGGGCAGUCCCUGAAGAAGACGGCGCCCAAGGGCGGCCUACAGGCCGUGCCCGCGCCCGCGCCACCCCCGCUGCUGCCAGCCGUCUUCCCCGUGGAGGACAGGCCAACGCUGGACUUCAAAAGCGAAGGCUCCUCUUCGCAAAGCCUGGAGGAAGGGCAUCUGGUGAAAGCUCAGUUCAUCCCCGGCCAGCAGCCGGGCGUCAGGCCGCACCGGGGCCACAGGAGCGUGGGCACGGCGAGGAGCUCCACGCUGAAGCCCCGCGGCCAGGCCCCGCAGGGACCUGAGCACGGAUUGCCCACGGUCAGGGAGAAAGCCCGGGCCUCGGGCAAGAAGUGUCGCUUCCCCGAUGACUUGGAUACAAAUAAGAAACCCAAGAAAACCUCGGCCAAGGCGAGGCGGAGCGGCGGCGGCGGCGGGACGUCCGACGUGGGCCUUCCCGGCAGGCCCCUGGGCACCGGCGGCGGCGGCGGCCAUCGGGCCGGGUUCAAGGCGCAUGGGCACGGACGGGAAGCGGUGGUGGCCAAACCUAAGCACAAGCGAACCGACUACCGGCGGUGGAAGUCGUCGGCGGAGAUUUCCUACGAGGAGGCGCUGCGGCGGGCGCGGAGGGCUCGCCGCGGGGAGCACGUGGGCGUGUACCCGGUGCCCGUGGCGCUGCCCUACGCCAGUCCCUACGCCUACGUGGCCAGCGACUCCGAGUACUCGGCCGAGUGCGAGUCGCUGUUCCACUCCACCGUGGUGGACACGAGCGAGGACGAGCGGAGCAACUACACCACCAACUGCUUCGGCGACAGCGAGUCGAGCGUGAGCGAGGGCGAGUUCGUGGGCGAGAGCAGCACCACCAGCGACUCGGAGGAGAGCGGGGGCUUCAUGUGGUCCCAGUUCGUCCAGACGCUGCCCAUCCAGACGGUCGCGGGCCCCGAGCUUCGCAGCCACGCCACCAAAGCCUUUGUCAAAAUCAAGGCCUCGCACAACCUCAAGAAGAAAAUCCUCCGCUUCCGCUCCGGCUCCUUGAAACUGAUGACCACCGUUUGAGAAGCAUCACGGUUGUAGCGAGCCUUUCCUAGUUUCUGAAAGAAAGAAAGAAAAUAAUAAUUAAUAAUAAAAUAAUAAUGGCGUCUUCUUUUUUUUUUUUUGUGUGUGUGUGUGUAGGAAUUUCAAGGGAUGCUUUCUUUUUAUUAUGAUAAAACCAAGAUAACUUAUGUCUCAUGAUCAUGUAUGGACACUAGUGCCUUUAAUGGAAGGUAGAGGAUGUGUUGCUAGUUAGAAGUCGGUGCUGGGGUUUCAGUGGUGGUUGAUCGUGGAUGAAUUUUGUGACUGUCAGCUGAUGUCUUAGCGUGUAGGUUUUGAUGUUCGAAUUUCACUGGGAUGAGGCCUUUUGAUCCCAAGGUCGGUUUGGACGCCGUUGUAAGAUGUACAGUUUGCUCCCUGAUUCUUCAGAGCUGUGUCUCUGAAAGGGCUUUCCUAUUGAAGGGCAUUACAUGUAAUCACACGAUAUAGGUAUAAGAAGCAGCCAUUGUUUGUUUUUUAAGUUCUACAUACAUUUCUUAGCUGUUUUCCCAUCCUGGUUUCUUCUCAAAACUGUUCCGUUUACUGAACUCAGAACUUACAGACCAGACCCUAGAUCCAGACGUGGCAACCUGGAUAAGGGAGACUGGUAAUACUUUAAAAGGAUUCACAGAAACUUGCCACAUCUAGUGCCUCGGCCUCGGUACCAGUAACCCGAUUUGGGCCGUACAUUCAGCAGCUUUGGAUGCCUUUCUCUUCAUUCCUGACUCGUAGCCAGUACAACUAUUUGACCCAUAUAGGACUCGCCUUUGAGACACAAUUUUGGUUCUUGGGUGCAGAGAAAUUCACUCUUAACAGGCACUGUGCCAUGUAAGCUUUGGUCUCAACGUUAGUGCAAUCCAGUCCAGAUUGGACCACUGACCUAUCUGGAAGGGCUUUUUUUAAAAAAAAAAUUUUUUUUAAACAAAAAAGGUUUUUUUGGUAAACAGUAUUGUGUAAAAUUGCUUUUUUAACAACACCAAUGUAUGCAUGUUUUGUGCAUGAGUAGUAGUUGUUUUUGAAAUUCCUGUUGUUAAAAUUACUGUAUGAUAUAAACAGUUUGUGUUUAUAUAUAUCAUUGUGUAAAUUUAAUAUAACACAUUAUAUGCUGUAAUAAACGGUUUGUUUUACUGCUGUUAAGUUUGUUAUUUGGGUAUAAAACCAUAUGUUUACCCCUAUAAA